Symbiodinium sp. CCMP2456 is the source of this 1371-nucleotide messenger RNA. NCBI's taxonomy places the organism in Eukaryota, Dinophyceae, Suessiales, Symbiodiniaceae. The record is from the annotation of a GenBank genome assembly.
AUGGGUUCGCCUUUCUCGGUCUGCGAGCCGCCGGAAGGGAAGCAGUCCGCCGAGUAUCACACCGAUGCCCUCGUCUACCGUCCCGGAAGUGACGUCUCCCCGCAGCGACGCCAAGGCGGCUUCCUCGCUCCGCGGGCAGAAGUGAAGGUGGCGACGGCACCUCGGCCUGCUGGCCAUCACUCCGAAGCAGUCGCUCCGACGGCUCCGACGGCUCCCAUCGCUGCAGCCACGGCCUAUGGAGGUCCGGUUGAAGGUGUCCUGCUCGAUGCUCGGGCGGAUGGCAAGGGCGGCGGCAGGCGAAAUGAUCCAAACAGGAAGCUGAGGGUGGAGAUCUCCGAGCUGAACUACAAGAUGCGAAACACGUGGGCUGUACCGACCACGCGCUACUUCGCGUUCAGAGAGGUCAUGAAGGCUCAGGUGAUACCUGUGGUGAAGACACCGAAUGUAACUUUCUCGAAGUGGUCCACGGCAGAUGCCCUGCUGUACUUUGGGUCUCAUCGAGACGUUUGUGCUUUGAACUUUGCAAACGGGGAGCAGGUGGGCGGAGGCUACAAGACUGGAGCGCUGGCACAGGAGGAGGAUCUUUGCCGACGCCUCCCCAAUCUGUACACUUCCCUACUGAAUGCCAAGCGGGAUGGCUUGUAUCCUUUCGGACCUCCAACAUGCCGAUCAAAGGAUCGGCCAGAGAGGUACUCGGACGUCCUUUUCACUUCAGACUUGGUUGUAGCGCGGGAGUCCGAAGAGCGUCGAUUUGAAGUCCUGCCGCGAGAGAAGCAGGUACGCGUGUCUUUGGUGACUGCAGCUGCACCGAAUAUCAAUUUUGCCAAAGAGGUGUAUGACUUGGACCUCAUGGCCAAUACCGUCCGUGCAAUCUUCCUCGUUCCGAGGAUGGCAAGGCCCGAGCUUGAUACCCUGAUCCUCGGAGCGUGGGGUUGUGGCGCAUUCGGAUGCAAUCCGCAGCAUGUCAGUGAUCUGUUUGCCCGGGCCGUCGUGAACGAGGGGCUUGGGAAUCUGUACAAGGAGAUUCAUUUUGCCAUUCCUGCGGAUGCCAACGGGAUGGCCUUCCGGGAAACCUUCGCCAAAGUUCCUUUCAAGGCAAGAGAGAUCCGUCACCAAGGGCUGCAACCUGCGCACUUCGCAGGAACUCUGAAGCACCCGGAUGCAGCAGCUCUUAUGAGAUGGGAUGUACAUAGCUCUGCGUGGUCAUGCCGAGUCCAAUGCAAAGAAUGUAGCUCGGUCUCUACUUUGCAAAGGCUUCAGAGGGCUUCUGACUCCCAGAUUCAUCUAGGUUCACAUACGCUUGCGGUACAGAGUCCUCUGAAAAGUCAAACCUCCGCUGGCGCACGUUCAAGACGGCCGGAGACAAAAUGA